This is a messenger RNA of Symbiodinium pilosum, 2982 nucleotides long. NCBI's taxonomy places the organism in Eukaryota, Dinophyceae, Suessiales, Symbiodiniaceae. The record is from the annotation of a GenBank genome assembly.
UUUUGUGGAAGCUUCAAGGGCGGGGCCGACCACCUCGGGGGCGCUGAUGUCGGCGCGGGGGUUCUCCAGGCCUACUGCUUCAAUUUUGGGGGGUGUUACGGCGGCGAGGACUUGGUGGAGCUGGGGCUCUUCCAGGGCGGCCAGUCCGACAUCUCUGCGGAUUACUUGGACAAUGGCAUGCUUGCGGGUCCCGACGGUGGCCUGGCCGAUGCGCUGUGGCUGCUUGAGGGCUCUGACGUGCUUGAGUGCUACGACGGCGAGGUCCUGGUGGAGCUUGAGCUCCUCCAUGGCGGCCUGCCUGACACCUAUGCGGGCGACUUGGACAUUGACGUGCUUGGGGGUCUCGGCGGCGGCCUGACAGAAGAGCAGCAGCUGCUGGCAGACUUUGACAAGAUUGAGGGGCUGGACGGCGACCCACCUGAUCCUGGAGGAGGUGCUUGUGGGCUGCGAUGGCGUGUGUGCCCCCUGGCCGCGUGGAGGCAUGGGCCUCGAGGAAUGGGUUCCGACGACGGCCCGGCCGAGGAGCGGAGGCUGCUUGGGGACUCGGACGCACUUGAGGGCUGCGUGGGCGGGGUCCUGGGACAUGACUUGCUUGAGGACUUCGACGGCGGCCUGACUGAAGGGCAGAAGCUGCUGGAAGACUUUGGCGAUAUUGAGGGGCCGGACGGCGACCCACCUGAUCCUGGAGGAGGUGCUUGUGGGCUGCUACGGUGGGUAUGCCUGGCGCCCGGUUGGCGGCAGGGACUUCGUGGAGUUCGAGUGGGAGAGGCGUCUCAUCCAGGACCCGGAGGCGGAGCGGCGGCUACGGAGCACCGCAGGCAGGAGCACCGGAUGCAGCAGGCCCUGGUCUCGAUCAUCGAGCUCCUCAUGACUGUCGUGGCGAGCCUGGCAGGGGAGAACCACCCGGUAAAGCAGCAGAUGGCGGGCAUAAGCGGACUGCUUGGAGUCCUGCGUGCGGAGCAGGAAGCGGGCCAGGAGGAGGAGCGGCCGCGGCACCCCUGGCGGCAGGUGCAGUUUGCGCCGGAGCCGCACCAGGCCGAGGGCGACCUCAAGCCGCUUGGGAACAGGCAAGGGCAAGCUGAACCACGAGGAUGGCAAGGGCACUGGCGUAUCCCCGGCCGGGGCGGGCGACAAGGGCAAGGGCAAGAGCGCGGCAGGAAAGGGCGCCAAGGGCAAGGGCAAGGCGGUCAAGCAGACCCCGCCAACAGCGUUGCGGGCCCGGUGUUGGUUUGGGUUAGGGACUCGGAGCAAGCGGACGCUCUGUCGCAGAUGCUCCUGGGCGCGGGCGCCAAGUGCACGGCCAGGAUGGUUUGGAAGGCUGCGACGGGCACGCUGCAGAUCCCGGUGGAGCGCGACGGGGACAUCGCGGUCGAGGCCUUCAGCUUCGUGGACUACACUACGGCGGGCGUGCCACCACCUUCUUUCAAGCAGGCGGCCCAGACGGCGAAGAAGGAGGCUUGGACACAGGCGCCAAAGUGGAGCAGGGAGGGCAGUGAGCCUUUCGUAAAGGACGCCUGGGGGUUUGCGGAGGAGGAGCGCCUGGGCCGACCAGCCGUGGUGGGACUCAUCCGCGUCCCCGUGGCAAAGGUGAGCUCCCGUGCCCGGUCGACCGCCUGGGUCCAAGUCUCGCCCUCCAAAGGCUCCAGCCAUGCCACCUCGCGCCUCACCACGUCGUCCCGGUUCGCCGGCUCCACGAAGACGCCCUUGGUGCCAGAGCUGGUGAGCGCCUCCUCCAAACCCAAGUACGGCAUCUUCCUCGGUAAGCGGCAGGUGGGCAUGAGGCAUCAGGCGGGCAGCAUGGCCAGGGCAAGUCGCAUCCGAUACUUUGCGUUGAAGAGCACCCCGGCGAACUGGUCCGAUGACUUGGUCCGGGACCUCGUGGAGGAGCAGACCUCGCUCAAGCAGGAGGACGCGGGCUGCUACAUGCUGAAGGUCGAGGAUGGGACCGACACCGCCACGUUGUGGGUCACCCCGGUGCGGGGUGAGGUGGUCCGCAACACGCGGCCCAUCCGCGAGAAGGGCGGCUUUGACUUUCGGCGACCGCCCCAAGAAACCAGAGGCGCCGACAGACCGGAGGCGAAGAAGCCUGCAGUGGCGAGGGCGCAGCGGGCCGUGCCGGAGGGCGUCUCGGUCGGCAAGGUGGACGGCGAUGGCAACUGCUUCUUCACUGUGGUGGGCCUGGGCUUGGGGCGGCUGCGGGGCGAGCCGGCGAUGCAGCCAACGCGCAUCAGGGCUGAGGUGGUGGCUCAUAUGCGCAAGCACAGAUCGUCAUACGAACCCUUCUGGGACGGGAAAGACACGGCUGGUGGUAAGCUCGCGGACUUCGAGGACUACCUGCAGCACAUGUCUGAAAAUGGCAAAUGGGCUGGAAGCUUGGAAGCGUACGCGGCGGCGAAGACGUACAAGGUCGCGGUCUACGUCAUCCCGGCCCCUGUGGACAUGGCGGCGGUGGUCUACAACUCCUCGGCCAAGGCGCAGCUGGCCCUGUGGUACACCGACAAGCCGGGACAUUUCGACUGGCUUCACCCGGUCAAGGGCAAUGAGCUGCCGGACACCGUCACGGGCAUGGCCGAGAGCACGCAGCCGGGCGACUUUCCCCGGGGAGGCGGGCAGGACGACGGAGCUUCCGAGGCCACUUUCUUCACCCAGGUUGCCGGGAACAAGGGCGAGCGCUACACGGCGGAUGAGGCAGCGUCAUGCGGCCAGGCCACGGUCUUCACGGCGGUGUCGGCCCCCAAGCUUGGAGGCAAGGACGGCGGCCCAAAGGCAAGUUCCCGGAGGGCACCCUCGAAGAGGCCGGUCGGCGGGGCAAGCAACGCAACGCUCAUUAACAUGUGGGCGGCGAAGGCGCGGAAGCUCAGGGAGGAGUUCGCCCAAGCAGGGCCAGACGACGGUGGAGGACGAAGCGUGGCGGGCGAUGAGACAAACAACAUUGCGGCGGAGGUUGCCACGGAGGCCACCCAGGACUGCGACAUGGCGGAG